AUGGAAGCCAACCAGCGAGACAAGCUUGCCAAAAUCAUGGAAGUGAUGGGGAAGUUUGGCCCAUUCCAGCGAAGGCUGGUAGCCCUAACCUUCCUUCCCCAAAUGCUGGGGGUUUUGUUUGUGUAUGCUGACCUCUUUGUGUCUGGAGAACAGAAGGCCUAUUGCAAUACCAGCUGGAUCCUGGACGUGGGCCCUAACCUGUCAAUGGCUGAGCAGCUGAACCUGACCCUGCCCCGGUACAAAAAUGGCAGCUUCAUGACAUGCCGCAUGUUCCUGCCUGUGACCUGGGAUCUGGAUUCCAUCAUCAAGUUUGGCCUCAACUACACACAGCCGUGCAGCCAGGGGUUUGUCUACCCUGAGAGCAAGACUCGAUCAAUAAUCAAUGAGUUUGAUCUGGUGUGUGGUGAGGACUUUUCCCCGGAAGCCGCGCAGUCCAUGUUCCUGACAGGCCUCCUGACAGGGGCACUCAUCUUUGGCUUCAUAGGUGACAAGGUUGGCCGCUACCCCUGCAUACUGCUGUCGAACUUGGGCAUAAUCAUCUUUGGCUUUGGGACAAGCUUCGUCACCAGCAUUAACCAGUAUCUGUUUUUCCGCUUUGGGUUGUCCCACUCCCUGGUCGGCUACGCCAUCAGCAGCAUGGCUCUAAAUGUUGAGUGGGUAGUGGGCGAGCAUCGGGCCCACUCCAUCAUCCUGAGCCAGAGCUUUUAUUCUCUGGGGUACAUGUUCCUGAUUGGGCUUGGCUACACCCUUCCCCACUGGCGGUUGGUGUUUGUGUUUGGCACAGCCCCUGUGUUAUUCCUCGUCUCCUUUAUCUGGAUUCUCCCAGAGUCUCCUCGGUGGCUGUUGGUGAAGGGGAAUGUGGAGGAAGCCAAGCAGGUACUGCUCUCUGCCGCUGAAAGGAACCAGAGGACCAUUCCUUUACCUCUGUUGGACAAGCUACAGGUGCCUGGAAAGAAGGUGACUAAUGCCUCAAUCCUGGACUUCUAUAGCAACAGUCAACUGCGCAAGGUGAUCUUGGUGAUGGUCUUUGUGUGGUUUACUGUUGGUCACAGCUAUUCUACGCUGAACUUGAAGAUGGAAGCUUUUGGUUUGAAUGAACAGUUGAGCAAGAUGAUUCCUGGCAUGUUGGAGAUGCCCGCACGGCUGUGUGGCAUCUGUUUGUUCGAGCAUUUUGGGAGGAAGUGGUCUAUGGCAGGGGCUCUCUUCCAAGGCUGCUUCAUGAACUUCCUUAUCACUUUCAUCCCCUCAGGUACAGCAUCCCUCCUGCUCCCCAUGCCUUCUGCCAAAUCCCUCCCUUGUGCCUCCUGCCCUGGGCCCCAGUACCAGGGAGCACUGCCCUCCCUGGGUGGUGGGGUCCCCAAGACCAGGCACCCAUAG
This is a messenger RNA of Pipistrellus kuhlii (Kuhl's pipistrelle), 1377 nucleotides long. Its product is annotated as solute carrier family 22 member 14. NCBI's taxonomy places the organism in Eukaryota, Metazoa, Chordata, Mammalia, Chiroptera, Vespertilionidae. The record is from RefSeq and is a predicted model, not a curated record. The coding region runs from base 1 to 1377 and encodes 458 amino acids. Gene Ontology annotation, molecular function: transmembrane transporter activity. Gene Ontology annotation, biological process: transmembrane transport. Gene Ontology annotation, cellular component: membrane. The transcript is spliced from 8 exons.